Messenger RNA from Punica granatum (pomegranate), 1961 nucleotides. Lineage: Eukaryota; Viridiplantae; Streptophyta; Magnoliopsida; Myrtales; Lythraceae. The record is from RefSeq and is a predicted model, not a curated record.
UCCGACCAGCAACACAUUAAGGUUGCACUUGCACUCUUAUUUCUUCCUUCUUCCAUCAAAAUAUCCAAAGAAACAUCAACAAACAUACAACAGCAACAUAUCGACUGCAGGGAUAAACAUGGAGGAUUAUUAUUCUCUAGUUACACAAAACCUCCAAGCCUUCCCCAUGUCCCUCCUCGUCGUAAUCCCUAUCCUCCUCCUGCUUGGGCUCGUGGCCCAGCUCCGGCGUAGGCCACCCUUCCCACCCGGUCCGAAGGGUCUCCCGGUGAUUGGCAACAUGCUCAUGAUGGACCAGCUGACCCACCGUGGCCUCGCCAAGCUGGCCAAGAAGUAUGGCGGAAUCUUCCACCUCCGCAUGGGCCGCCUCCACAUGGUGGCAGUUUCGUCCCCUGAUAUCGCCCGCCAGGUCCUCCAAGUCCACGACAACAUCUUCUCGAACCGCCCCGCUACCAUUGCGAUCAGCUACCUUACAUAUGAUCGCGCCGACAUGGCUUUCGCCCACUACGGCCCGUUCUGGCGACAGAUGAGGAAGCUCUGCGUGAUGAAGCUCUUCAGCCGCAAGCGGGCUGAGUCGUGGGCCUCAGUUCGAGAUGAGGUGGAUGACACCGUCCGUACCGUGGCGGGCUCCGUGGGCCAAGCCAUCAAUAUUGGGGAGCUCGUGUUUGCCCUCACCCGGGACAUAAUAUAUCGGGCAGCAUUCGGGUCAAUCUCCAAUGAUGGUCAAGACGAGUUUAUCGGGAUCCUGCAGGAGUUCUCGAAGCUCUUCGGCGCCUUCAACAUCGCUGACUUCAUCCCUUACCUGGGGUGGGUCGACCUGCAAGGUCUAAACUCAAGGCUCGUCAAGGCCCGGAAUUCACUUGAUGGGUUCAUCGACACGAUCAUCGACGACCACAUAAAUAAGAAGAACAAUAAGGUGUCGAGUGAGGGCGGAGAUGACGUCGAUACGGAUAUGGUGGAUGAUCUGCUUGCUUUUUACAGCGAGGAGGCCAAAGUGAAUGAGUCGGAAGAUCUUCAAAACGCAAUCAAGCUCACUAGGAAUAACAUUAAGGCCAUCAUCAUGGAUGUGAUGUUUGGUGGGACCGAAACAGUGGCGUCGGCGAUAGAGUGGGCCAUGGCGGAGCUGCUGAGGAGCCCCGAGGACCUUAAGAAGGUCCAGCAGGAGCUGGCGGACGUGGUGGGCCUCCACCGGCGUGUCGAGGAGGCCGACUUCGAGAAGCUCACCUACCUCCGAUGCGCUCUCAAGGAGACCCUCCGCCUCCACCCUCCGAUCCCCCUCCUCCUCCACGAGACCUCUGAGGACGCGGUCGUCGGCGGCUACUACGUCCCCGCUAAGUCCCGGGUCAUGAUCAAUGCCUGGGCCAUCGGGCGGGACCCAGAGUCUUGGGAGGAUCCCGAGUCCUUCAGGCCCUCUCGGUUCCUAAAGCCCAGCGUGCCCGACUUCAAGGGGAGCAACUUCGAGUUCAUCCCGUUCGGGUCGGGCCGGAGGUCAUGCCCUGGUAUGCAGCUAGGCCUCUACGCGCUCGAGCUCUCAGUGGCCCACCUCCUGCACUGCUUCACGUGGGAGUUGCCAGAUGGGAUGAAGCCCAGCGAGAUGGACAUGGGGGACGUGUUCGGGCUAACCGCCCCGAGGGCCACCCGGCUCGUCGCGGUGCCAAGCCCAAGGCUUGUGGGUGCCCUAUAUUGAGCCAAUGGGAGAAGGGAAAACAUUAUAUAUAUGUCAUACCCCAAUUGUCAAAAAAGGGUGGGAGGGAAAUGGAGGUUGCAUGGAUUUUUGGGUUUUUUUUUUAUUUCUUUCACAAGAAAAAAAACGGAAACAAUAACUGUGGAGGAAUAAUAGAUUGAAUGAAAGAAGUCUGAAGUACCAAAUUGAUCAUCGAUCGUUCUCUGUGGAUAAAGACAAUUUGUGAAUUGUUUCUUUCGGACAUUCGUCCUCAUCAUAUAUCUUAUUAUAUUGCGUCCAA